GGACACAAUAAAUCCGGGAUUUACGAGUCCGAUGGAAACGUGGUCAAUACUCUCCGACCAGACAUAAAGUUGGGGUAGUCCCCUGAGUGCUAUCUUGUGCCGUAUCCGUUAUGUUCCACUGGGGGGCACGUGAACGUUUGAAUUGAUUAUUUCGACUUGAGACACCAAUUUGCUUUCGUUCCAGAUUUAAAGAAGUCUAGUUGUAUGGACCGCAUUGUCCGCUUUUAUGCUGCUUGUACGCAAGCGCUUACGACGAUUAUUGAUUUUUACGUGCAGGAGCGAGCGGAUAUUAUUGACUUAUUUCUACAAUAGAUGAGAAUAGUCUUUGAAAAUAUUAUUUUCCGUCGAUGUGACAAGAUAUUGAAUAAACCAAAUCGUGUAUACCGAAGUGCAUAAUAUGCCAAAAUCAAGUAAUUCUUUCUGACCAACCGCCACCCUGAAAAACUCCGCUUCUCUUCGAGGUGAAACGUUUUCGAAGAAUUGGGAUUUUGAUAGUGUAAACACGGAUCUCGCCACGCUCUGCAAGGUAUAUCCUGUGAGCCCUGUUACAGGGCCGGGUGCAGCUCGAUCCGUAUGGGAGUUAAGUCCAGAUCCCGACAUGGUCGGGCAUUUACCUACGAAUCCCAUAUCGAGAUCGACUCACCACACAACGGCUCCCGUGAAAAAUGCCGAAAACCGAAAGAGAAACGGCCCGAACGAGAACGUUUAUACCGACGAAGCUACCCCUGGUCAAUGUCCAACGGACGAAACCAAAAGGAUUUUUGACCUUCUUAGAUCCGGUGAAAUUGCGGCUGUUGACGAUUUAGUUGAAAAAAAUGGAUUAAGCGUAUUAAGUGCAAGAGACGAAUGGGGAUAUACGCCUGCACAUUGGGCGGCAUUAGAUGGAAAUGUCGAAGUAAUGAGGUAUAUGGUGGAAAGAAACGGACCCGUCGAUCUAUCUUGUCUUGGGACCCAAGGGCCUAGACCGAUACAUUGGGCUUGCCGGAAGGGUCACUCUAUCAUUGUGCAGUUACUUUUAAAGGCUGGUGUCACCGUGAAUGUGGCCGAUUUUAAAGGAUUGACGCCUCUGAUGACAGCGUGUAUGUUUGGGAAAUUUGCCACGGCGGCUUUUUUACUUGGUUCAGGAGCGCUGGCCCAUUUAACGGACAUAAAUGGCGAUACGGCGCUACAUUGGGCAGCUUAUAAAGGUCACACGGAGCUCAUUAGAUUACUUAUGUACAGCGGGGCCGAUCUGCAAAAGUCCGACUACUUUGGAUCGACGCCCCUGCAUCUUGCUUGUCUUUCGGGAAAUGUAAGCUGCGUGAAGAUUCUUUGUGAAAAGACAAAAAUCGAACUCGAACCGCGAGACAAGAACGGCAAAACUCCUCUUCAGUUGGCCAGAAGUCAUAGGCAUUUGGACAUUGUACGAAUCCUCCAAACCGAACAUGAACGUCGCGCGAAGUGGAUACCGCCUCUUAAUGAGCUUUGGGCAUUGCUCUUCGGCGGCGCGGGAAACAGUAAAGGACCAUUGUUGUUAUUCAUGGGUUCGGUCCUUCUCUGGGGCUAUCCAAUGUACGCGCUCAAAUGUAUACCAAUCACGUGGAACCUCUUAAGGGGAAGUCACUAUUGUUUCAUCUAUUGGAACGUUGUCAUGUGGCUAGCCUGGAUAGUGGCGAAUAGGAGGGAUCCUGGAUAUUUACCACAAAACAGUGAUUCUUACUACAGGGCGAUUAAACAGAUACCGUAUUUUGAUAAGUGGAAGAAGAGGAACGUCAUCCUAUCCCGCUUAUGCCACAGUUGCAAAUGCUUCAGGCCAUUAAGGGCCAAGCACUGCAGAUACUGUAAACGUUGCGUCACGUAUUUCGAUCAUCACUGCCCCUUUAUUUAUAAUUGCGUUGGACUGCGGAACAGAAUGUGGUUUUUCCUCUUUGUGAUGUGCGUGGCUAUAAAUUGUUCAUUCACCCUCUACUUCGCUUGCUACUGCAUUGCAAUCGAGGGAAUACAGUUGCUUUAUGUACUAGGUUUACUGGAAGCAUUCAUAUUUUGCUCUCUCGGUUGGAUAUUGACGUGCACUUCGGUUCUGCACGCAUGUAUGAAUUUGACUACGAACGAGAUGUUCAACUAUAAGAGAUACUCUUACUUGAGAGACAAAAAGGGAAGAUACUUGAAUCCUUUCAGCAGAGGACCGGUACUCAAUUUUAUCGAAUUUUUCCUAUGCCCUCCCGAUCUGCACGCAAACGACCCGCAACAAUACCACAUUCUCAAUGAAGAGGGUAUGUGAAGGAGGUCCGUCAAAUAAGCAGCUUACGGCAGCUUACUACAGCUUACUACAAUGAUAAAAUUGCUUCAAGAAAAUAGUGCACAAAUACGUUCCUUAAUCUCAGACAUUUAAACGGAAUCGCUUUCUGGUAUUUAACAAAUUUAAAACCCAAAUGUCAUAUUGAAAUCAGUGCAUGCAUACGAAAAGUGAUAGAAACAAGAGUAACCGAUUUAAAGAGGUGUUCCCAUGUUUCAUAACACAAAAAAAAAAAAUUCAUUUUAAAAAUGUUUCUGUACUAUUAAUGUUUGAUCUUUCAUAAUUAUACGUGGGAAGGAAUGUCUUAUAAAGAACUUUUCUUUUUUGUUUUUGCCAAUUUAGAUGAACACAGGGGAAGUGAACGUAGCCAACACCAAGCACAAAGAAUCUUAUUUAGCCUAUCUCAACGUAAUAUAUCUUGCAUAAUAGCCAUUUUUGUAUAAAAGUUUAAGAAAGUUAUUAGUAAUUGGACCCUAUACAUAAAAAUUUAGGAAAGUUAUGAGUGAUUGGACCCUGUAUGUAAAAAUGGCCAGCUUAUAUUUCGCUUUCUUCUAUUAAAGGAAGAUCAUUCAAUUUAGCUAUUAUCUAUGCUUCAAUUGGGAAUACCUCCUUAAACUUGUUUGAGAAGGACAUUUCACGUACCAUUGAUUCAAUUGUCAACGCCAUAUCACGGUUGUACUUAAUUCGAGCCAUAACAAUAUGCUAGUAAGUUUAUUAUAUGCAUAUUUAAGUAUCGACGUAGUACAAUUCCGUUAUAAUUGGCUUCUUUCGAGUUAACAGGGAAAUCAUGUUUUAUGUAAUAUAGAGCUUGCGUUAAAACCUCAAGCUGCAUCCGUUUGACUUUUGCGCGAGAGAAAUAUCUCUCCUGUUUUUACAGUAUUGUAAAUUUCGAUUUCCUACCACUCCCUCGUUAUAAUGAAGUUGUACUGCAACUUUAUCACUUGCGUAUUGCAAAAAGUAAGAUCAAUUACAUUCUCCGCUCUGCGAAGGAUGGCAAG
Orussus abietinus is the source of this 3273-nucleotide messenger RNA. RefSeq names its product probable protein S-acyltransferase 23 (gene Patsas). Gene Ontology annotation, molecular function: protein binding; palmitoyltransferase activity. The record is from RefSeq and is a predicted model, not a curated record. NCBI's taxonomy places the organism in Eukaryota, Metazoa, Arthropoda, Insecta, Hymenoptera, Orussidae. Gene Ontology annotation, biological process: protein palmitoylation. The transcript is spliced from 9 exons. Gene Ontology annotation, cellular component: Golgi membrane. Bases 599 to 2260 code for a protein of 553 amino acids.